AUGGCUGGACUGGGCCAGCCCGUCAGGGCGCUUGGACGCGAGUUGCUGCCCCUCUACAGCUCCGGCCACGCCGACGACCAGGCCAACCAGCAUGCAGACCCGCGGUCGAGGUACGCUGCACUUCUAUCCGACCCGCCAUCGAUCCCAGAGCUGGAGCGCUACCUCGCUCGUCUCAAGAUGGGCCACAUCGUCUGCCAGCCCACCGACCGCUACCGACCCACGGACCGAUUUGCAGCAGAUCGUUGCCUCCACCCCAACAGAUUCUCACCGUCAGCGGAGCACGACGUCCUCGAUCAGCUGAAGCAGCAGCCUAUGGACCCCAACCUGCCCGGCAGCAUGUCGACCAUCUUUGAGCAGCAGGAGGCCACCAACGCAUGGUAUCGCGACUGGCGCCCGACGGCGGUGGAUGCCGACAGUCAGCUCCCUCCGCAGGAGCUACAGGCGCUCGGUAGCCGAGACCGCAGCCGCGACUUCGUCCUCGAUGAGCGCUCAGUCCCGAGAGGCAUGACCCGCGAAGGGCUUCCGACGCAGCCUCCGGCCGUCGACAGUGAGGCCGAGAAGCUGCCGAAAGGCCGAGAGGACUCGUGGCAGCAGCAGAGGGCAUCGAGGCCCUGGUCUGCUCCCGGUUGGGGUCUCAACGAGAGGGAUCACCUCUGGCUCGAGCAGGCAGCGUCUCCGUCGCAUCCGGCACAUCAAAGGCCGUUCGACCGAGCGGAUGCCACCUUUGGUGGCCGCCGCCUCCUCUCGACGGCCACCUCGGAGUCGCUGGCGCUGCGCAGCCUGGAGCACGUCAGCGCUGGCCACAGCUUCUCGACACUCUUCUCGGGACUGCACCUCGACGACCCCAACGCCCUCGUGCCCGCCGGCAACGGCGGGGCCUCGACCCACGUGCUCAACCAGGCCGGCCUCUUCCGCGCUCCGUACGGACCCAGCCCCAACAACAAGAAGGUGGACCUGUACAAGACCGAGCUGUGCAGGCAGUGGGAGGAGAAGGGAUGGUGCGACUACAAGGAGCGCUGCCAGUUCGCCCACGGACCGCUCGAGCUGCGCCCCAUCCAGCGGCAUCCGCUGUACAAGACCCAGGUGUGCAAGGCCUUUGUCGAGACGGGUCAUUGCCAGUACGGCCGACGCUGCACCUUCCGCCACGACCUCUCACCCUCGACGCACCCGCAACACGCCUCGCCGGAGCACGACAAGCCGCUACUGGCGCGACUGGGCCGCGCGUCGGAGCCGACGCCCUCGGGCGCGUACAUGCGAGACGGCGGCAACAGCCGCAAGUCGUCGAUCUCAAUCGGCAGCACCUCGUCGUCGUCGCGCCUCUCUUCCACCUUGACGGCACCGACCACGGCGGGCGCCGCCGUCGCUGGCAGUCUCGGCUCGGCGUCGGCUGCAGACGUCUACAGCCGUCGCACGUCGGUCUCUUCGGCCUCGCGCGGCGGAGGCGGAGGCGGAGGCGGAGGCGGAGCAGGCCGUACCGACGAGGUCGACGCCAAACGCUGA
Molecule: messenger RNA, 1500 nt
Organism: Pseudozyma flocculosa PF-1
Lineage: Eukaryota; Fungi; Basidiomycota; Ustilaginomycetes; Ustilaginales; Ustilaginaceae
Exons: 5
Coding region: 1-1500 (499 amino acids)
Molecular function (GO): metal ion binding; mRNA binding
Source: RefSeq, a predicted model, not a curated record